Molecule: messenger RNA, 1902 nt
Organism: Coniophora puteana RWD-64-598 SS2
Lineage: Eukaryota; Fungi; Basidiomycota; Agaricomycetes; Boletales; Coniophoraceae
Exons: 3
Coding region: 1-1902 (633 amino acids)
Biological process (GO): SCF-dependent proteasomal ubiquitin-dependent protein catabolic process
Cellular component (GO): SCF ubiquitin ligase complex
Source: RefSeq, a predicted model, not a curated record
AUGCACGACGCACUCCUUCUACCUGAAGUCAGAGACCAUAUCUUCGACUACAUCACACAACAGGACACAUUGGCGGCUCUCGCACGAACAUGCACCGCGUUUCUACACCAUUCUCGGGACCGAUUAUGGUCUGGAGAUCUUGACCCCAUCUCGAUGGUACACCUACAACAUAUUGUAUCACAAACAAUCCACAGGAAUGAAUUCGGUGAAUUUUCAUGCUACCAGAUUGACCUCCAGUUCGGAAGUCAAGAGGACUGGGAUUAUGUCCUCCAAUUCACAACCCGCGUACGACGCCUAUACCUCCACUGUUUCCCUCCCCCAGUGAUGCAUGAAUCGGCCCUCCUGAGACUCGUGUCCCCUCCCUCUGGCCUCGAGAGGGUGUUCCCAAAGCUCCGCUAUCUUGUCAUUGACGGGAGGACCUCUCAGGCCCUCCACGCAUAUACCGAGUUCUUCUCGCCUCAGCUUGUCUCCUUCAAAGCCGUGUGCAACCCGGAUAACGGGCGCAUGCUUUCGGAUUCGCUUCCAGAACGAUCCAGGCGCUUGCAGAUUCUGGAUGUCACCGAUAGAUUUUCCUAUGACCCACUUCAGGAGCCCCUGAUCAAAACACUGUCGGUCACCGUUGUACGACUACCUUUACUUUCAGAAUUGCGUUGCUCGGAUCUCGAGCCUCACGCCCUACUCCAUAUAUCUCGUUCCUCGUAUCUUCGACACCUUGUUCUGUCUGAUGCCGCGAUGUCUCUCACGAGUGAAGGCAAUACUUCUUCUAUCGACCGAUUAGAUUUUCCGGCCCUUGAGCGCCUUGAGCUUUCCAUCAGACGGUCCAUGUCGUCUGGUAUGGGACUUCUCAGAAGGCUCAGAAAUCUUCCAAAGACGCAAAUUAUGGCCGCUAUCUCCACAAACCCACAGGACGUACAAAUGUUUCUCUCCGGCGUAGCUCAGAUCGAUCACAGUGGCUUAGAGGAGCUUCUACUCAGCGGUACAAUUUACAUCAUCGAUGGCGGCUACGAUCCACAAAGCACCCUCACCUUCGAUUAUCUUGUACCCCUUCUCCAACUUGAUAAUCUGCGGAGUCUUUCCCUCGGUAUAACUUGCUGCAUAUCUAUGACUCUGGAAGAGGUCACAGAGAUUGCUCGGGCUCUCCAUCACCUCAGACGGUUGCACUCAUGUCUCCAACAUCUCCACCUCAGUGUCCAAAACGUGGUGGACUUUGAGCUCAUCUCGUUUUUGCUGGCCGACAAUUUUCCGUUGCUGGCGAACUUGACAUUGGAAGAGAAGCCUACGUUUUCCCUUGCCCCCACGGAUGAAUCCGUCUUCCUGCCCUCCGUAAAACCGCUUUUGCGCCUCCGAAGGCUCACAACACUUAUCUUAUGGUGCUUGCGGCGUUACAUGUUCACGGAUGCAGACAUGAAGACAAUUGCGCAGGCAUUUCCGCGUCUCACACGCCUGGAACUGCACGGGAGAUCGAUGGAUGAUGCUUCCUCUCCGCACCCACUAGCAUCAUUCGAUAGUGUGCUAGCCUUGACAGAGCUCUGCCCCGAUCUGAGCGAGCUCAGGCUCCAGAUCGAUGCUUGUCAUACCCUGCACAUGUCGAGCCUCGAGCAGUGGCUCAAUCUGCGGCGAGGGGCCCCGCACAACCGUACCCUCACGAGCUUGGAUCUGCGCAACUCUCACAUCCAAGGUCGCGACGCGGUAGACAUUAUGAUCCUCCUGGUUACUUCGUUUGAGCGGCUUGCAUCCAUCUCGUUGUUCGGAGAAGUGCGGGGGGCACGCAGCCAUGGUUGGAUGGAUGAGAAGAUCCGUGUCCUGCGGCAGGCAAGAAAGGAACGAGACCUGCGUGAAAUGAGCGCUGAUGAGCUGCGAGCGAUCGUUGCAAGUACCGACGAGACGACGCAGAUGAAUUAG